Procambarus clarkii (red swamp crayfish) is the source of this 1661-nucleotide messenger RNA. RefSeq names its product Origin recognition complex subunit 6 (gene Orc6). Lineage: Eukaryota; Metazoa; Arthropoda; Malacostraca; Decapoda; Cambaridae. Gene Ontology annotation, biological process: DNA replication initiation; DNA replication. Gene Ontology annotation, cellular component: nuclear origin of replication recognition complex. The record is from RefSeq and is a predicted model, not a curated record.
CUCAGGAACGCCUUCCCGCCACAGGUUCCACCACUUGCACCUGUAAACAAACUGAUCCAGAGGGACGUGGAAGCUGUCCGUGUGAAAAAAAACUAAUAUCUUCGUGAGACUGACAUUCUCGUAAUAAGCUGACAUACUUGUGAAAAAGCUGACAUGCUUGCGGUGAAACCGACAUUCUUUUUGUGAAACUGACAUCUUUAUGGUGAAGGCGACUUGUGCGUGUGUCGGAGAUAACAUUUGUGAGACUAGCUUGGUGGGAUUGAUGAUGGAGGCUGGGACGCUACAUACUUUGGCUGGAAAGCUGGGGCUCUCUUCCCCGUCCACACUCAGGAAAGCAGAAGAGUUGAUUCGCCUUUUGGCAGUGCAAGGAGGAUCAAGGUUGUCCCUGAGUAUGUCUGGCAAGACUGUUAUAUGUCUGGAGAUGGCUGCCUCACUCACGGGUGCCUCGCUUGACAAGAACUUGGCCAUGAAGCUGUCGGGGCUGAAGCGUCCACAGUAUGUGGGAAUGAGCCAAACCGUGAGCCGCUUACUUAACGUGUCACCAAGAGUCAGUGUUACUGACCUUUGUAUCACGCACUCUGCCACUGCUGCCACAGACCUGGCAUGCCAUAUUCUCAAACAAUAUGAAUCCAGUAUUGGCAUGAGAAGAAAGGAUGUGGAUGUGAGCCUUCCCGUGUACCAGACUGCCGCUGUCAAUGCUGCCUGCAAAGUGAUGAAAAUCUCGGUGGAUAAACGCCGUUUGUUUGAAUCGAGUUGCAGCAAGAGGACAGUUUACCAACAGCUGGUGGACGCGAUGACUAAAAUAGCUCAAGAGAUUCACCAACAUAAGACAGUGAAGGGUGGCACCAAGCGCACCAGGACCCUUAUGGACAUGGUGGAAGAGAACCUCCGCGAUUGUUCUCCAAAAAAACGUAGUAGAGAGGAGAGCAAUGAAGAUGAGGAUGGGGAAGUUGAUAAGGAAGCAGACUUUGAGGCAUGGAAGAAAAAGAUUUUAGAAUCAGCUGCUGCUGCUACUGCGGCAGAGUAGGCUCUAUGCGGGUUGGUCUGUUUGGCAACGCAUUCCUUUGUAUGAAGAUCGAGAUGAGAAGAUGCAUGUCUGGUAAUUGAUGUGCUGCAUGAUCUCUGAUACAUAACAAGUUUGUAUUGGGGCUGAUCUGUUGGAUGUAGUUCAGCCCUUGUAGUGAUGGGUAAUUAACAGCCUGAGUGGCUGCUUCUUGGUUUUAUCAGUUGGGCUACAUGACCUCCACGAGGUAGUGGGUUAGCCUGACGUAAAUCUGGUUCAUGAGUGAUGAAAUAUGUGAGAAAAUUCAAGCUUAUGGAUAUAAUUUUAGUCUGAUCUCAUUAGCUUUCAAAAUGGAUUGUGUUUAUAUAAUAUAAAAAAAUUAUUGUGUUCAUUAUUAAGAAUUACACAGGAGUUUUAUUUGAACUUUGUUCAUAGCAGUAUAAUCUUGAAUAAUGUAUAAUAAUUAUUAGAGUGUGAAUGAUGAUAAUGCUGCAUUACAUUACAGGUGCUUGUAAGCUGUGUAGUAUAUGAACAGCAUUCCAAAAUAUAUUUUUCACAGGCACUUAAGCCAUGAAAGAUCGUGUUUUACUAUUUAGAACACUGCAUCACUGCUAAUCUUUUUACUGUAUUAGAGUAUUAUAAUAAAUUGGAAAAUAUG